Pecten maximus is the source of this 1925-nucleotide messenger RNA. RefSeq lists its product as uncharacterized. Lineage: Eukaryota; Metazoa; Mollusca; Bivalvia; Pectinida; Pectinidae. The record is from RefSeq and is a predicted model, not a curated record. The transcript has 2 exons. The coding region runs from base 1092 to 1676 and encodes 194 amino acids.
UAUCAUCAUCUAACUAUAACCUUUAUCAGAGAAACAAUCAUAAACAUCUGUAUUAAUAUCAUGUAACUAUUACCUUUAUCAGAAAAACAAUCAUUAAUAACUGUAUUAAUAUCAUGUAUAACCUUUAUCAGUAUUCCAGGUAACAAUUCACCGUUUGCAAGCUUGGUUCGUAUGGGUUUCGGGCUAGCAUGCUUUUCUGCUAUUGUCCAGUAGCUCAUGAAGAAUCUUUUUUCCUCGAUGACCAUUGACGUAGAGGGGCCUAACAUCAGUUUUUUAAACGCAUGUGAAAUAUGGCUUGAAGUCUUAACCUACCAAAUGCGAUGUUUUCAUCAGUGGUGACAUAUCUUAGCCAUGUAGUGUCAGGCAUAGGAGUCAAGUCAGAAGAAGAAAGUACAACCUCUUAAUCAGCUCCUCCAACGUCAUGAAUUAUCAAAAAGUCCCCUUCGAACAUAAAUCAGAUAAAUGCAAAGCCAAUACAAAGCUCCACGAAAAGGCCGAAUGGGAAUUGGCGGACUCCCAGGAGAAGGCGGCUGAACUGACGAAGGAGAAACUCACACAACCACCUGUAUAAGCUAAUGCUGAGCACUCUGAAAACCAUUUAUUCUUCAUAUUGAUGCAGUACAGGAAUUGGGGCAGUGCGUUACGGAAAGAUAAACAAAAAUCAAUCUCUGUGCUAGUGGUAUAGGAGUUUGGUCAAGUGAGCUCAACUAUCCAACUCCAAAGCUUCCAUAUUUCGUUAUCAAAUGAACAGUUAUAACAAGCUUCAUGACUACAUUUGUGGUAAUACAUUUGAAAAUGUGACUGACAAUAAGCCUGUAAUAUGUGUCCUUAGAAAAGCUAAUAUUGAUGCUACUUGUCAUAGGUAGGUUGCCGCUUUAGAUAAUUACAAUAUCACAUUAAAAUGUCGAACUAGGAAGAAUAUGGAUGAUGCUGAUGGAUCCCUUUUACCUAUCGAAAGUAUGAUCUAACUUCAUCAAAGGCGAUUCGCCGGUCAAUUACCUAUUGAUGUACCACUUGGACAGCGUGCCACUGCUUGUGUGACUCAUGUGGCCAUUGGAAGUGUACAGGUUGCCAUUACUUGCCUGACUCGUAUGCCCAUUGGAAGUGUACAGGUUGCCAUUACUUGCGUGACUCGUAUGCCCAUUGGAAGUGUACAGGUUGCCAUUACUUGUGUGACUCAUGCGCCCAAUCGAAGUGUACAGGUUGCCAUUACUUGUGUGACUCAUGCGCCCAAUCGAAGUGUACAGGUUGCCAUUACUUGUGUGACUCAUGCACCCAUCGGAAGUGUACAGGUUGCCAUUACUUGUGUGACUCAUGCACCCAUCGGAAGUGUACAGGUUGCCAUUACUUGUGUGACUCAUGCGCCCAAUCGAAGUGUACAGGUUGCCAUUACUUGUGUGACUCAUGCGCCCAAUCGAAGUGUACAGGUUGCCAUUACUUGUGUGACUCAUGCGCCCAUUGGAAGUGUACAGGUUGCCAUUACUUGUGUGACUCAUGCACCCAUCGGAAGUGUACAGGUUGCCAUUACUUGUGUGACUCAUGCGCCCAUUGGAAGUGUACAGGUUGCCAUUACUUGUGUGACUCAUGUGGCCAUUGGAAGUGUACAUGCUGCCACUACUUGUGUGACUCAUGUGCCCAUUGGAAGUGUACAGGUUGCAAUAUGCUUAAAACGUUGAAAAUGAUAGGGCAUCAAAGGUCGCUUCUCAGAAUAAGGAGAGGGAUGACCAUUUAGUUCGUAACUCUAGGAGUCCUGGGGAGGAAUGUCGACCCUCGAGGAAAGCAGAAACUUGCUGUUAAUGCACUUAGCACUCAUUUUCGGCCACGUAACUAAAGCCUUAUAUUAGUAGUUAUUGCCAGUUGACCAGCCUGAGGGAAAAGAUGUUAAAGCGUCAUGAGUGAUCUAAUUAAAGAAGUUAGUUUAAAGA